UUUCCCUUUGCUGAAAGCUGUGCGCUAGAGGAAGCCACAGAAGCUGCCGCGACAGGGGAUAUUUGAUGGCUGACUCACUUCAGUAUUUCCUUGAUGGGACUUAGUUCUGUCAAAAGCACUGCUCAUGGACAGGAACUCAUUCAUUUCAGUCUGAGACUGAGAGUGGAGCGAAGCGGAGGGCAGAGCAGCUACUCAGGAGAUUGAUCAGAGUGCGUCGUCCUUGUAAUUCAGCUUGUGUCUCGGCCAGUGGGACUAGAUUGAAUACCACCCUGUUAGUGGGACGAUGAGGCAACUAGGAGACAACUCCAGUGGGCUUGAUGUGAACAGCACCUCCUGUGAGAUCCAUGACAGCAUCCUCUCUCCUGCCUUACCAAUUCUCUACUCAAUAAUCUUCUUCUUCGGCCUGGUCAGCAACAUCAUGACCAUAUUUGUGUUCUUCCUGAGGAAACACUCUGACUCGUCCAUGGCUGUGUACAUGAACCACCUGGCCAUGGCUGACAUCCUGCUGGUGAUGUGUCUUCCCCUGCGGGUCUACUACCACAACAGCCCAGGCCCCUUUUAUCUCUGCAAGGUACUGGGCGUCUUCUUCUACGUCAACAUGUAUGCCAGCAUCCUGUUCCUCAGCCUGAUCAGUCUGGAUCGCUACCUGAAGAUCAUCAAGCCUGUGUGGGUCCUGAGAAUCCACAAGGUGCGGUGGAGCCACCGGGCGUCCUUCUCCGUGUGGGCAGGUCUGGUCCUGGCCAUGUCUUUUUUUUCCCUAAGGAAAGACAAGGAGGGCCCCUGUGACAGGAUCUGCUUCCACUUCCACCACAAAGGACUCCUGGGGGGCAUGGCCAACCUCACCGUGGUGGCCUUCUUUUAUGCCAUCUUCCUCCUCUUUAUCUGCUUCUACGCUCGGAUAACCACCAAGCUGAGGAACAUGUCCUUAGGCAAUCGGGACCCCAAGGCCCAGCGGAGGAAGAGCAGGGUGAUCCUGAAGACCUUUGUGGUGCCGGUAAUCUUCACGCUCUGCUUCCUGCCAUACCACCUGGUGAGAGUGCCCUAUGUGCUAGCCCAGGUGGAUGUGAUCCAGGCCCUGGGCAGUAAGCAGAUUCUCCACAUCCUCAACGAGCUCACUCUGCUCCUGUCUGCCCUCAACAGCUGUCUGGACCCCAUCAUCUACUACUUCCUGUCCUGUACCUACAGGAGGACCAUCCUCUGUGCCCUGCAGGGGCAGUUCAAGACCAUGUACGCUGUUAACCGCAGACGCAUCAGUAUUAACCGAUCUAUUACAGAGAUAUAGAGCUACAGUAUCUAAGGCAGGGACAUUUUGCACAAAUUCAUUUGGAUAAUGGACAGUAAACAAAGUUGGAUUAACUGAAAAAGAUAAUGUAUAAUACGUGUUAAUACUGUUAAUACUAUUGACUCUAUAAAAUAAGUAUAGAAGGAUAUUAUUAAAUGUACAUUAUGAAAUGUGUAUAUAUAUAUAUAUAAAUAUGAACUCUUGUUAUCAAGUUCUUACUGGACUUUGUAUAAAUGUUGGUCCAGUAAGAAUGUUUAUAUAUUUUUUUUAUGAGAAUUUUUGCAUUAUUUUUUGUUUGAGUAUGUUACUCACACUUAUGGAGGGUGACCUUAUGUUCUCAUGGUUAAAAGGGCAAUAUACAACAUGACCUUUUAAAUGUCUUACGCACAAGGAUUCCCCAAGAUGAGUAUGCUGUUUCAUUUCAAGUAAAUGACCUACUUACUCACCCUAUGAUUUUCCGACCCUAUGCUGUCGGAAAAUGUAUUCAUUAAAUGAAGUACACUGACAAAGGCUUGUGCCAGUCUUGUGCGCUUUUUAAAAUAAUGUUUUUUUCUGACAUGGGAUCAGUACAUAUAUAUUUUCACACGAUAGAGAGCCAUGAAGUUUAUAUGUGGAGGUAUUUGUCUUUUACAAUUGCAUUAGUUAAGUUCACCAACAUUGCUUUCAUUUGAAGAGUUUCUUUCCAAAACUCUCUAUCCACCAAUUUCUCACAUUUGUGUUUUUUCAUCAGAAUGAUUGCUUAGGGGUACCUUCAUGUCUGUGUAAAAUAUUACCGUUCUCAGAUUUUUUGUAUGUAUGAAAACGUUUUUUUUCUUCUCCCAAAACGCUAUAUAUCCAUUGUUUAGCUGUAAUGGAAUGUUUGUAUCAUGUAUAUUUGAUUGUCAGCAUACUCAAUGUAAUUUUACAUUCUAGUAAUUUAGCAGAUGCUCUUCUCCAAAGCGACUUACAAUGAGUGCAUUCAUCUUAAGACAGCUAGGUGAGACAACAACACAUCACAAUCGUAUCAAGUACAUUUUCCCUCAACAAAUAUUUAUCAUCAAAGUCAGUGCUAGUGGGAAAAGAGAAGGAAGAAGAAACGUUUUACAUACAGAUCUCAUAGUAUUGUAUUUCAUCAUUUAAUGUUGAUGGCACAAAUGUAUAAUUUGUAUAUUUCUUUAAAAAAAGUUGUUAUUUGUUACAUUUGACUGUGUAAAACCUAGCAGUACUACUUAUUUCUCUGACAGUGAGGUAGACAUAUAGCAUUUUUCUAUUAUGAUUAUUUGUCUCUCUGAAAUGGAACCAUCAAGUGACAGAUUUAAAACAAAUACAUAUCUGUCAUUGAACAACCCCAUGUAAUGAUUAGAUAGGGAAAAAACACACCAAUCUCUUUCAGAAUUUCUUUAAACAAUAAAAGCUAAUUUACCAACAGUCCUGAAAAUGGCUAUAUAGUGUUUUGGAAUUAAACUUAAUUUCAUGUUCAUGACAGAUUAUCUCCUCAGAAAACACUUUGAGAUUCUGUAAUUAUUAUGGAAUCAUUGUUCUCUUGCUUUCAAAACAUUUAUAUUAAAGUACAUUGAUAUUAAAUGA
Molecule: messenger RNA, 2848 nt
Organism: Salmo salar (Atlantic salmon)
Lineage: Eukaryota; Metazoa; Chordata; Actinopteri; Salmoniformes; Salmonidae
Product: putative G-protein coupled receptor 34
Biological process (GO): G protein-coupled receptor signaling pathway
Cellular component (GO): membrane
Molecular function (GO): G protein-coupled receptor activity; oxysterol binding
Source: RefSeq, a predicted model, not a curated record